AUGUCUGGUACUUUGGACCCCUACUUCUGGACACACCUUGUCAUGCAGCUCGGUGCCAAUGAGCCCGCGGUCAAGCACGCUCUUGUCGCGAUAAGUGGUCUUUUUGAGCAAGCCGACGGUUUGCAGCAAGACAUCACUACGGGCCAGCGACUCGUCCACCAGAGACAGGCAUUGCACCACUACAAUGCAGCAAUCCGGGAGCUCAAGACCAAGGACUUGAAAGAAAAGCAGGUCGUUGUGCUUGUGGUCUGCCUUCUAUUCAUUUGCAUUGAGGCCUUACGGUCAGAUGUGCAGUCGGCUGUACGGCACGGUCGACACGGGAUCGAAAUCUUGAAAGCCGCCUUGCCUAACAGCGGGUGGAUCAAAGAUCACUUGCUACCCAUUUUCCGCCGGUUGAGCGUGUCAGCUUUCUACUUCAGCGAUAACGACGGCACGUUUCUUGACAUGCCCGAUUUGUGGGAGCCUGCCCCACGCUCCUUUUCAACAGUGUAUGAUGCUCAGCACAUGUUUGACGUCAUCAUCGCCCGGAUAUCGCACCUAACGCUCGUUAUUGCCGAGACAGGACAAAAAAUAGCUGUUGAACGAGAGGGGACCAGAAUACAAACCCCUUGUUCUGACGACCACAGAGCUGAACAAGCUAUUGUCAAGAAUCUUUUGGAGAAGUGGCUGUAUCUGUUUGCCCAGCUCAUCGCCCGAAUACAUCAUAUUGAUGCGAGCGGGAAACGCUUGAGUUCCCAAGAGCAAUAUCAGAAGAAGAAGAUGCAAGUGUUCAUGCUGACUCGCUACGAGGCCGCUCGAAUCUGGAUCGAGAUGGCAUUUGACGGAGACACACCCAGAGCCAGAGACAGGUUCCUACCGAACUUUCAAAGGGUCUUCAAGCAACUUCAAUGGCUUCAGUCCCAGAUGCCACACGGUGUCCAGACUGCCACCGGAAAGCAGUCGCCGCAGUUCAUGUUCGAGAUGGGGUUCACAGCCAUCAUCUUCUAUUUCGUGUCCGCAUGUCCUUACCCUGACAUGAGGCUCGAAUUCUUGAGAUUUAUGCAGCUUUUUGGGCUACCGAAAGAGAACCUCUGGGAUCGAGACGUUCUGGUGGCCGCUGGGAGAAAGAUUAUCGAAGAUGAGAAUGGCAUCAAGCUGGAAGACUCAGGGCGUUCACCUGCUUUGCUCUCGAGCCCCGGCUCCCUCAGAGAUUUUGCGACGGUAGGGUCAUCGAAAUCUCCACAACCUACCACACCCUUAUCAGGUGUCUUCUCACCGCUCGCGGAGUCUGACUCUCUGGUUGAUGAUUCUUCCUCAUUUGUCUUCAACAAGACACUAAAGUCACAUCCCUGGUGCUCUAUGCCUUGGAGUAUUCAGAUCGGUUCACGAGAGACUACGGAGAACGGGUCAAUGAACACAAGUUCAGGCCGAUAA
Messenger RNA from Colletotrichum fioriniae, 1413 nucleotides. RefSeq lists its product as uncharacterized. Lineage: Eukaryota; Fungi; Ascomycota; Sordariomycetes; Glomerellales; Glomerellaceae. The record is from RefSeq and is a predicted model, not a curated record.